Molecule: messenger RNA, 1752 nt
Organism: Drosophila hydei
Lineage: Eukaryota; Metazoa; Arthropoda; Insecta; Diptera; Drosophilidae
Product: vacuole membrane protein 1
Exons: 1
Coding region: 72-1364 (430 amino acids)
Source: RefSeq, a predicted model, not a curated record
CAAAUUCCACGAGUCGUUCGAAAGAAUUCACAACAAUAUUAUAAAACAUUUGUUUUCAUAUUUUUAUUGAGAUGAGAAGAAGGAUGUCUUCCAAUGCUGAAGCUUGCUUAGCUGGCUCUACGAUGAACGAUGCAGUCCGUGAAGCGGAAUGUCUGGAGCGCAAGUCUUUGGUGGUUUGGAGGCAACCAUUAAAAACGCUGAAAUACAGCAUCUUAGAGCUGUUUGGCAUGUUGAGUGGGCUUGGAUCCCGUCUCUUGGACCGGCGAUUCUUGUGCAGCCUGCUAGUCUUAUUGAUUAUCUAUAAUAUUCCAGGACCACAUUCAUCUUAUUUGGAGGUCUGUCGGCAUAAUAUCGGCUUUAUCGUUUACUGGAUGGGCUUGGGCCUGCUGUCCUCGGUGGGCUUUGGGACCGGGCUGCACACCUUUCUGCUGUAUCUGGGACCUCAUCUAGCUGGUGUUACAUUGGCUGCUUACGAAUGUCACACAUUAGACUUUCCUGCGCCGCCGUAUCCGGAUCAAAAGAUAUGUCCAAAGGAGCCAUAUAUACGUAAGUUGCCCAACACCUGGGAGAUCUUGUCAAAGGUGCGAGCCGAGACCAUGUUCUGGGGCGUGGGCACUGCACUGGGUGAGCUGCCGCCUUACUUUAUGGCCAGGGCGGCACGUCUCUCCGGCAAGUCUCUUCUGCAGGAGUGUCAAUCGGAGGAGCCAGAGCAGACUGAGCAGCAAUCGGAGAAGGGGGAACAGUCGCAACGUCUUAAUUUAUUUGAUAAAAGCAAACUUCUCGUGGAGCGCGUUGUGCUGCGCAUCGGUUUCUUUGGAAUUCUGUUAUGCGCUAGCGUGCCAAAUCCACUCUUCGAUUUGGCUGGAGUUGCCUGUGGCCAUUUUCUGGUGCCCUUCUGGAAGUUCUUUGUGGCCACGCUGAUCGGCAAGGCGGUUUUCAAGUCCAACAUACAACAACUGCUAGUCAUUGUGGCCUUUAGCGAGGACUUGAUCGGUGUUCUGGUCAAGGCACUUGGUCAGGUGCCCUACAUCGGCUCCAAAGUCCAGGCACCCCUCCAUAACCUGCUGACCUCCACCAAGCAGCGCAUGCACCACAAGACGCACGACAAUCGCGACAACGCGACUUCGUUCACUGGCUUCGCUCUCGUGGCGCAUCUCUUACAGCUGCUGGCAUUUCUCAUUGUUGUCUACUUUGUGAUCUCGGUGCUGAAUGCCCUAGCACAAAGGCGUUGCAAGCGACUGCAGCUGGAGAAGAUGGAGAGAGUCGAUGCACACGUUGAGUUAGCUCAGAAAGAUGAUCCCUUAGAGGCGACACUCAAAGCUUUGCCUAAAAUUGACGAAAGUAUAGCGGAAAUCAACGGCUAGACCAAUCAUAUACACCUCAACUCUAGAAAGUCUUUCGCAUGCUAUAUAUUUUGGGAAUUUCGGAACUUAUUAUGCGGAUGGAAGCUGGUCGCCUAUCAGGAAUUGAAGUUGGAUCCAAAUAAAACAUUCAAUUGAAAUUUGUUGUAUCGUUUAUUUCAUUAUCAUUAGUUCUGUUUUGCAUUGGGAUUUCUAUUGUUUUUGAAAUGUAAUUCAAUGCCAUCAUAUUAUAAUAUCCAUUGUACAUUUACAUUCAACAGCGAUUUAACACAAAGCCAAGCAUUAACUUAAUGCGUUAAUUUUUAUUUGUUAUAUUAUUUGAGUUUCAUUUAGUUUUCGACUCUCUCUGAUGCAUACAAAAUAUGAUAUUCGAUUUUAACUAAUUAUGCAC